AUGGAUCUAAUUCAAGAAACAAUAACAACACUGGUACCCGAAAUUCCUAUCCAAGAGCUGGAAAAAUUAGCCAGUCAUCUCCAUGAGGAGGGCUACAGGGUUCCGAAAGACCUUCUCUACCUAGAAGCAGAAGACUUAAAACCUUACUUGAAGACGCUCCUCAUUAGAAAGCUUCUGCAUCUAAUCAAGGUAGAGUUUCAAGAGCCAGCGUCAAGCCAUGAAGUGACCAUUUCCAGACCAACAGUGUCAGGGGUAUUGCAAGGUAACAAAGCCGGAGAAGUUAGGUCAAGGACAGCUAUUGACCGCUGGGCGGAGACAUUCGAAGUAGAUUGGACUGCAAUGCCAGUGGAGCUGGUACAAGCAUGUGAAGAGAACAAGGUCCCUGAGCCCCAGCUGAGACGUAAACUGGUGAAACUGCUGGGAGAAGCCAUCGCAGCCCAUAGCGUGUCGCCAACAACCUAUCAAGUCAACAAAAUUGCUUUGACCAUUGUUGAAAAAUACCAAUCGUCAUUUGCAGACAUCACGUCCACAGGAGACCUCAUUGGGGAUGGUACUGCAUCUUUGACUAGGCAGCUGAUGGUGUACCUAGAAAACAGACGGCGGCCGCACCGAUCUACAAAGAGAUCUGCUGAACCUGCCGAGUGCUCAGCUACACCUUCAAAGCAAGCCAAGGAGACAGACUCUUACGGCUGUGCAGCAUGGGCUCCAGACUGCACACCCUACACGUGGGAGGAACUAGAAGAAAAAAGAAAGCAAAUCCAUAGUGCCACCAGCUUUCCAGAGAUCAGCUCUACCAUGCAGGAGACAUAUGCACUCCAAAGAAGACAGAUCAAUUCUGGCCUGCUCACGAUACCACAAAUUGGGAAAGCCUGGCCACAUCUCUUCAAAGAAAGUAUUUUUGUUUCUCAUCUGAACACACUUCUUGGAUUUCCCUACCAAGUUACUUUUGUCCACGAGCUGAGUACCAAAGGUGUUCGCAUCUUUGACACAAUGUUGAAAACUUGGGCACCGAGGACACGGCCUUUGCUUCAGGCCAUCCAGGAAAUGGUAGAUCCCAAAGGACAGGUGCCACCUCGCCACUUGUUCGUCCCUGAGCUCCUGGCUGGAUAUUUCACGGAGAGCAUCGAGACACUCAUCUCAUUCCAUGCAGUGAGUUUCAUCUUAUUGGUAAUACAUGUAUCAUAUGUAUGAGAUAGACACUUGCAAUGCAUUUUGUUUAUUUUUGCACUAUGUUUGUUUAUUCAAUCUUGACACAAGAAUACCUCAAACACCG
This is a messenger RNA of Ixodes scapularis (black-legged tick), 1273 nucleotides long. RefSeq lists its product as uncharacterized. The transcript has a single exon. Bases 1 to 1191 code for a protein of 396 amino acids. NCBI's taxonomy places the organism in Eukaryota, Metazoa, Arthropoda, Arachnida, Ixodida, Ixodidae. The record is from RefSeq and is a predicted model, not a curated record.